This is a messenger RNA of Dermochelys coriacea (leatherback sea turtle), 4499 nucleotides long. RefSeq names its product PR/SET domain 10 (gene PRDM10). The transcript has 20 exons. The record is from RefSeq and is a predicted model, not a curated record. Bases 295 to 3480 code for a protein of 1061 amino acids. NCBI's taxonomy places the organism in Eukaryota, Metazoa, Chordata, Testudines, Dermochelyidae. Gene Ontology annotation, cellular component: nucleus. Gene Ontology annotation, molecular function: protein binding.
AACAAUAACUUACCAGAUUUAUUUUACACUAAUUGAAUCAAAGGCACUAACAAGUUCUGCAGAUUCUCAAAAGAAGGUGGUUUUCAGAACCAACGUGGUCUAGUAGUUACAACAAGUGACUGGGAUUGAGUAUUCCUGGAUUCUAUAAGUGGCCUUGGACAAAUCACUUAACUUCUCUGCCUCCGUUCUGCUAUGGUCCAUGUUACAGAAGCUCACCUUGUCUUGGGUGCGUAGAGACAUAGCGAACAGAUGAAUCUAUUCAGCCAAACACUGCUCCUGUAAUUAGCUAUCACCAUGGAGCACCGCAGCAGGGACGAGAUGGACUCAAAAGAGGAAAGUCCACAGGUGUGGUCUGAAUCUACUGAGCAGGAACAGAAUACUGCUCAGGUGCACUUUGUCCCUGAAGGUGGAACAGUGGCACAAAUUGUGUACAGUGAUGAUCAGGACCGUCCCCCGCAGCAGGUGGUCUACACAGCAGAUGGCACCUCUUACACCUCAGUGGACACCUCGGAGCACACGUUGGUUUACAUCCAUCCUGUGGAGGCUACGCAGACUCUGUUUACAGACCCAUCCCAAGUGGCUUAUGUCCAGCAGGAUGCCACAACACAGCAGGUAACUGUGCUCUUGCCUGCUGCUGCUCAGAGCAUGAAUUCCACCAACCUCUCCGUGCUCGGCAACGUUGCCGAAUCCCCGCAGCAAAUGGCUCUGGAGCAGGGUCCACAAGCAGACAGAGCAUCAUUACCAGUGCAUAACCAGGUAUUACCUCCUAUGGAGGCUGUGGAUAGUUCUGAUCCUUUAGCACCUCUCCAGAAUCCAAUGGGGAGGAUGGAAACGAAAGAGGAAGAGGAAGACGAUGAUGAGGAUGAUGAAGAUGAAGACGAAGAAGGGGAAGACACCGACUUGGAUGAAUGGGACCCAGAUCCACCUCGACCCUUUGACCCCCAUGAUCUGUGGUGUGAAGAAUGUAAUAACUCACAUCCCUCGGUGUGUCCGAAACAUGGACCCUUGCACCCCAUCCCAAACCGGCCAGUGCUGACCAGAGCAAGAGCCAGCCUCCCCCUGGUGCUCUAUAUAGACAGGUUCCUGGGGGGAGUGUUCUCCAAAAGACGCAUUCCCAAACGCACACAGUUUGGCCCCGUGGAGGGACCUCUGGUCAGACAAACUGAACUGAAAGACUGCUACAUCCAUUUAAAGGUGUCUCUUGAGAAGGGUGACAGAAAAGACAGGGAUUUACAAGAGGAUCUGUGGUUUGAGCUGUCCAGUGAGGCGCUUUGUAACUGGAUGAUGUUUGUGCGUCCAGCCCAGAACCACCUGGAGCAGAACCUGGUGGCAUACCAGUAUGGCCACCAUAUAUAUUAUACAACAAUUAAGAAUGUGGAGCCCAAACAGGAACUGAAGGUGUGGUAUGCAGCCUCCUAUGCAGAGUUUGUGAACCAGAAGAUCCAUGACAUAUCCGAGGAGGAAAGGAAAGUUCUCCGAGACCAAGAGAAGAACUGGCCAUGUUAUGAAUGCAAUCGUCGCUUCAUGAGCUCAGAACAGCUCCAACAGCACCUCAACUCCCAUGAUGAGAAGCUGGACUUCUUUAGCAGAGCAAGAGGCAGAGGUCGCGGGCGAGGAAAGAGGAGGUUUGGGCCAGGCAGACGGCCAGGGCGCCCUCCGAAAUUCAUGCGCUUGGAAGUAACCAGUGAAAAUGGGGAAAAGUGUGAAGAAGGAACACAGGACUUGCUGAAUUUUUCCAGCAAGGGGCAGUUUGAUGAAGCUGGACAGGCUACACUGAAUGGUCUGGAACAGCAGGAGCAGACCCCAGUGCCACCAGAUACGCAAUCGGCACUGGGUCAACAGCCAGAAGGCCAUCCACUGCAACUCCAGCAGCAGCAUGAUGAGAGCCCAGUGCCUACGCAGAGCACCAUGACAGCAGAUGAUAUGCGGCGAGCAAAACGCAUUCGGAAUGCAGCUCUUCAGCAUCUAUUCAUCCGAAAGUCCUUCCGUCCCUUCAAAUGCCUGCAGUGUGGGAAGGCGUUCCGGGAGAAGGACAAGCUGGAUCAGCACCUGCGAUUCCAUGGGCGGGAGGGGAACUGCCCUCUGACCUGUGACAUUUGCAAUAAGGGUUUUAUCAACAGCAGCGCUCUGGAGAGUCACAUGAAGUUUCACUUGGACCAGAAAACAUAUUCCUGUAUUUUCUGUCCUGAGUCUUUUGACCGCUUGGACCUGCUUAAAGAUCACGUGGCAAUCCAUGUCAAUGAUGGCUAUUUCACCUGCCCUACCUGUAAAAAGCGCUUUCCCGAUUUUAUCCAGGUGAAGAAGCAUGUGCGCAGCUUCCAUUCGGAGAAGAUUUACCAGUGUACGGAAUGCGACAAGGCUUUCUGCCGUCCCGACAAGCUGCGGCUCCACAUGCUACGACACUCGGACCGCAAGGACUUCCUGUGCUCCACCUGUGGCAAGCAGUUCAAGAGGAAAGACAAGCUCCGAGAGCACAUGCAAAGGAUGCAUAAUCCAGAAAGGGAAGCUAAGAAAGCUGAUCGAAUCAGCCGCUCCAAAACCUUCAAGCCUCGGAUAGCUUCCACCGACUAUGAGAGCUUCAUGUUCAAGUGCCGACUGUGCAUGAUGGGCUUCCGGAGGAGAGGCAUGUUGGUGAAUCAUUUAUCAAAGAGACAUCCAGACAUGAAAAUAGAGGAGGUGCCGGAGCUAACAUUGCCCAUCAUCAAACCCAACAGAGAUUACUUCUGUCAGUACUGUGAUAAGGUGUACAAGAGUGCCAGCAAACGCAAAGCCCAUAUUCUGAAGAACCAUCCCGGUGCUGAGCUACCUCCGAGUAUCCGGAAACUGCGCCCAGCAGGACCGGGAGAGCCAGACCCCAUGCUGAGUACUCACACCCAGCUCACGGGCACUAUAGCCACUCCACCAGUCUGUUGUCCUCACUGUUCCAAACAGUACAGCAGUAAGACCAAGAUGGUACAACACAUUCGCAAGAAGCACCCUGAGUUUGCUCAGCUCCCUAACACGAUACACACGCCCUUGGCAGCAGCCGUCAUCAGUUCCACCCCUGCCGUUUUAACCACUGACAGCACUACUGGAGAGACCGUUGUGACAACAGAUCUGCUGACGCAAGCAAUGACAGAACUGUCCCAGACCCUGACGACAGACUAUCGAACCCCACAGGGAGAUUAUCAGCGAAUCCAGUACAUCCCUGUGUCACAAUCCACAGCUGGCCUGCAGCAGCCUCAGCACAUACAGCUGCAGGUUGUGCAAGUGGCCCAGGCUACCUCACCUCACCAGUCCCAGCAUUCCACGGUGGACGUUGGACAGCUGCAUGACCCCCAGACAUACACCCAGCAUGCCAUCCAGGUGCAGCAUAUCCAGGUCACAGAGCCAGCCCCAACAACGCAGUCAUCAUCACAGGUAUCCCACGCUCUCUAUGCAAAGAGCAUUCUCCGUGCCAGGAUGCUCAGGCUGGAGUUUUAUACAGCCCUAUGCAGCUGAUGCUCUGUCUGUAGGACUCCCCUUGAAAUCCUUAAGAGUACUGCACAUGGAGCCGUUGCAGCAUUAGGACCUUGAUAUUAUUUAAUAGUUCCCAGAUAUUCCCAUUUAUCGCAGCAUAUGCAAGAUAGGGGUGUAAAGACACUUGGGUGGACAUAUUUAUGAGUCCAUAUGGUUAAAGAGAUGAAAGAAGUUCACAGAUCUGCGAAUACUGGCCAUCCUCAGAGGGAGCUCAUGGGAAGAUGUGCAUUUUAGAGAGACGUUAUGGACUCAGCAUGAGACUAGCAAAUCCUGAGUUCUAAUCCUGGUUUGCCAUUAACCAGCUCUCUGUGCCUCAGUUUUCCCAUCCGUAUAAUAGGGCUAAUGAUACUUAGAGUGCAUAUUUGAAAAUAUAAAGUGCCCACAUACAAUGGUGGUGGGUAUUUUAGAAAUGCAGAGAUAGCUUAUGAGAGAUAUGGAUAAUUAUUUAUUAAUGUAUUUAGAUUGUUUAAAUGGGCAGUUUCUUUUUAAAAAUGCAAAUCUCUUCAUGUAUGUACAACAUUAACAUAGUAUUUAAACAAAAGCAUGUACACGCUGGCUUGGUGCCAAUAAAGGAUUCUCAGGAGUCUCCCAGUCAUCUGUCCUAAAACCUCAUUUGACUUCAUCCCUCCCUCAGAAAAGCUUGAGGUAAAAUAUAGGUCUUGCAGUCAUCAAAUCAGGCUGUGGCAGACACUGGAGUGAGGUAAACUCCAAGGCCCUUCACUGAAAAUGCUCUGCCAGCAGCCCUCUCUUAUGUAAGCCAGGGGAUCAUGCAGAGAGGCAGCCUUGAAGGUAGGUACAGCCCCACAUUACUCUCUGGCUACUUGUUUUAAAGCAGUGAUGACUAAUGGCAGAGGUAUUCCCAGGCAGUUAAUUCCCAGGCUCUGAGACCAAUAAUGAAUUAUUUCUGUUACACACUGAAACUAUCUGAAGAAGAAUUAAAGCCCUUUUCCUGAGCAUCAGAAAGUUCAAAAUUCAACUCUGUUGCCCCAGAGAGUGUUCAG